Nipponia nippon (crested ibis) is the source of this 1229-nucleotide messenger RNA. The record is from RefSeq and is a predicted model, not a curated record. Lineage: Eukaryota; Metazoa; Chordata; Aves; Pelecaniformes; Threskiornithidae.
UCAACUCCAAAAUGUUAUCUCAGUGUCUGUGCCAAGUUUACAAGUGUUUGUUUCUGCGCAACCUAAAACUGAAUUCGAUAAAUGUGGCUACUUUGGCCAGAUGGAUCCAUUCUUCAGCAAAAAAACUUUCUGACUGUGAGUUAAAGGAACAAACCGACCAGAAACGUGAAACUAGAGAGUUGCCUCAAAGUACAGAAAACAAUAAUUUUGGAAGAUUGCACAUACCAGUGAUGCUGGAGGAGGUUGUUAAUUGUUUAUCCCCCCAGCGAGGGCAGCGUUUCCUUGAUAUGACAUUUGGAGCCGGAGGUCAUACUACAGCUCUGCUAGAGAAAGCCGACGACAUUACAAUAUAUGCACUAGACAGGGAUCCCACAGCUUAUAAAAUAGCUCAGCAGCUUUCAGAAUCAUACCCAAAACAGAUUCAAGCUCUUCUAGGACAGUUUAGCCAGUCAGAGACUUUGUUAAUCUCCUCUGGAGUUGAGCCAGGGACUCUAGAUGGAGUUCUUUUGGAUGCUGGCUGUUCUUCUAUGCAAUUUGAUACACCUGAAAGAGGUUUUUCCCUGCAGAAGGACGGACCUUUGGACAUGAGGAUGGAUAGUGACAGGUACCCUGACAUGCCCACUGCUGCUGAUGUUGUGAAUGCUUUAGAUCAACAGGCGCUUGCGUCCAUCCUGAGAACAUACGGGGAGGAGAGGCACGCCAAGAAAAUCGCUUCAGCCAUCGUUCAGGCACGCAGCAUAUACCCCAUCACCAGAACUCAGCAGCUUGCAAGCAUUGUUGCAGGUGCUUUUCCAGCAUCAGCACUGUAUGCACGAAAAGACUUGCUUCAGAGACCUACGCAUGUUGCUACCAAAACUUUUCAAGGCCUGCGAAUAUUUGUAAAUGAUGAGCUCCAUGAACUCCUUAUAGGGCUGAAGACAGCUGAGAAGUUUCUAAAACCUGGAGGUCGCCUUGUAGCCCUCUCCUUUCAUUCACUGGAAGAUCGUAUUAUCAAACGUUUUCUUCAUGGAAUAGACAUGGCAGAAAAGUACAAUCUUGGCUCAAGGCAGAAGAUAAGACAGGCUCUGAAAAAUUGCUCCAAAAAAGAAGAUACACAAGCAUUUCCCUCUGGAAAAUCCAACUCAAAGUGGAUGUUUAUACAGAAAAAAGUUCUCACACCCCAGGCCAAGGAUAUUCAAACAAACCCAAGAGGAAGGUCAGCCAAGCUGAGAGCUGCUAUUAAACUCUAA